Molecule: messenger RNA, 1488 nt
Organism: Ichthyophthirius multifiliis
Lineage: Eukaryota; Ciliophora; Oligohymenophorea; Hymenostomatida
Exons: 6
Molecular function (GO): protein binding
Source: RefSeq, a predicted model, not a curated record
AGGUUUAAAUUUUUUUUUCAAAACAACUAAAUAAAUAAAUAAAUAAGUAUUCAUUUGAUAUGUCUAAUAAUUAUUAUAACUAACAAUGGAAAUAGGCUAUCAAAGAAUUAACGCUUUAAAUGAAUUUAGAAAUGUAUCCUUUUGACGAAAAUGUCCAAGAAAAAGGAUUAAAAUAUAAACGUUCGGAUCUCGAAUGGUUUAAUUAUUAUGCAAAUCUAUAUAUAAAGUAUAUUGAUUGCUAUCGUAAACUAGAAAAUUGUUACGAUUAAAUGCUAAAUCCUUAAAAGCGUAUUCUUUUAAAAGAACUACUUGACAAUACAACCUUAAGAAUGAUAUAAGUGAAAUAAAAUAUAAUCUAUUAUAAUACGCAUACAUUAAGUAUAAGAAGUGAAUAUCCUAAUUUAGACGAAGUUUUAAAAUAAAAUAAAUUAACUCCUUAGGCUUUACAUAUUCCUAUUCCUAGACAUAUGGUGGAGGAAAAUCAAGAGGAAAGAAACAAAAGAAAUUAAUUAAUAGAAAAGUUAAUGAUGAACUACCAUGAAACAACAGCGGCUGAAGAGGAGUAAUUUGUUGAUAAUGCUACUUUUUUUGAUAAUAAUAUAUAACAUGCAAUAUGUUGUAUAUAGAAAAAUGAAAGAGGUAGACAAGGUAUAGAAAGAGCAUUAAUAGCAAAAACAUUAAGAAAAUAAGAUUUAUAUAGAAAAGAAAAAUAAAAUAAAUUAAAAUAAGGACAUGAAAUAGAAGAAGAAACAGAAAGGGAACAGGCCGUUUUGGUUAUUUAAAAGUACUAUAAAGGAUUUAAAGGAAGAGAAUAAAUUUAUUUUAUGAGAUAAGAUGAAUUAGAGUUUUUGGGAAUAUUUAAAAAAGAUAAAGACUUUAAUAAUAUUUAUAGUGAUGAAUUUAAAGAAAUUUCAUAUAGGAAUGAAAUGAAAAAAAAAUAAGUAGAAUAAGAAAAAGGAUAUAAGGAAGCUUUGGAAAACAUAAAAGGAGAUUAUUUGGAAUUUUGGGGCGAUGAAAUUCGCGAUAAAAUGCUUUAAGAAAGAAGAGAGUGGAUUCAUGAUUUUCUUAUUAAAAGAGAGUUCAAAGGAUUACCGAAAAAAGCUAAUGAAUUUUAUGAUAAAGAUAAAGUUGCGAUGCCUUUGACACCGGAAGAGGAAGAACUUUAAAGAGUAUUAGAAGAAUAGGCUAAAAAAGAGAAAAAAAAAGAAAAAGAAGCGAAAAAAGCAGGAAAAAAAAAGAAAAAAAAACUACUCAGAAAGAGAUGAGUUUAUAAAAGAAAGAGUCUGUAAAGGACCAUCUGAAGCUAUUUUAAAAAUUCAAGAAAAAAUUGAAAAGCAUAGUCUUUAAUGGGUAAAUUAAAAAGAUAAAGUACAUGAAUUUGAUGAAGAAAUGAUAAAAGAUGCGAUUUUUCCAGAAGUCGAAGAAAAUAUAAAAUAUAUGGUAGAUGAUAUAAUCGAUAUGGAGUUAGCAAAUUUGAGAUUACGAUAU